Molecule: messenger RNA, 375 nt
Organism: Bipolaris zeicola 26-R-13
Lineage: Eukaryota; Fungi; Ascomycota; Dothideomycetes; Pleosporales; Pleosporaceae
Exons: 1
Source: RefSeq, a predicted model, not a curated record
UGUCCCUUCGCUUCGGGCCUUUGUGCAAAAAGAGUCGAAAAUGGUGGUUGGUUUCCGACGUGCCCUAUCUCCCAGAGGCGGAAUCCGACUUCAACAUCUGAUUCCCGACCCAACGCAGUCGAUUUGCCCGACAAGAUCGGACUCAUGUCCCGAUGCCUUGGUUUUCCCCAAAUAAGAAAAAAAAAUGAGAGCGUUCCAAAUAUCUGCGUCACUUUGCUGUCGCAAUCUCACCAUCGCAGAAUUCAACAGAGAAUACCCAAAGUACAAGGACAUGUAACUUCAUGCUACACUCUAAAAGUAACCCAAAAUUUUGGACCCUUUACUAGCAACUGCAACUUUUGCCAUUUUGCCAUCAAGAUCGCAUCGUUCCAGUAA